GGUGACCGCCUCCUUCCUGCCCUGGCGGCGAGGCGAGCGCGGGGCCAGAGCUGCGGCAGCAGCGCCAUGUGCCAGCGCCGCCGCGAGGGACCGGGGAGCUGGUCCAGCUCCGAGCGGAGCCGGGGGCUGCUGCCACCCCCCGCGGGGGCUGCGAGCACCGCGGGAGGGGAGCGCCCCAGAGAUAAGGGCUUGGGGCUUUGCAGGUGCAUGAGCGAGAGCAGCUCUUGCUAGGAUGUGGGGUGAGGGCUGUCCCUAUCAGCAAGGCUCUUGCCAGGCUGCAGCAGCAGAGCAGGAGGCUCGGGGGAUACAGGAAGGGCCCCCCCAGCGCAGGUGUCGUGGGGGAGCUGCCUCCCCCCAGAGACAUCCGGGUGGCAGCCCACUGUGGGGAGGUGUGUGACGCCAGAAGCGGAGCCGAGGCUCAUAUUUGGGCACGGAGCAGGUUAUUGGAGGCUGCGGCCCCAGAGGCGGCAGAGGAGGCACCUGAUAAAGGCUGCCCGGCUGCUGCUGCUGCUGCUGCGUGCAUUGGCUCGGGCGCUGGCGAGAGGUGGCCUGGCUGCGCUGGCUCGGGGCCGCUGCCAUGGGGCCGCUGCUGGCGCUGGGGCUGCUGGUGUGCGUGCAGCUGAGUGCGGGCUCCGGGGAGCUGCGUCUGGUGGGCGGCGGCGGGCGCUGUGCCGGGAGAGUGGAGGUGAAGCACGACGGUGAGUGGGGCUCCGUGUGCGUCUUCGACUUUGACCGGAAAGCCCUUUGGGCCAGCGUGGUGUGCCGGCAGCUGGGCUGUGGCCGCGUGGCCAGGGCGUCCUCGUACGCCCCGUUCGGGCAGGGUACCGGGCGGAUCUGGCUGCAGCCCUACUUUUGUAACGGCACCGAGAAUGGGCUGGAGGAAUGUCAGCAUUUCGGAUGGGGACGGCACUUCUGCGACCCGGGCUGGCAUGCGGGUGUGACGUGCACAGAUGCCGUGGAGCUGAGGCUGGCGGGCGGCGGCAGUCCGUGUGCCGGGAGAGUGGAGGUGAAGCUGCAGGGACAAUGGGGUUCGGUGGCCGACCCUGCAUGGGAUAUGAAGGAUGCUGAGGUGGUUUGCCAGCAGCUGGGCUGUGGUUCGGCUGCCGGUGCCUACUCCGCCCGUAAGCGCUUCGGCGAAGGGGACGGGCCUGUCAGUCUGGCCCUAGUGGACUGCAAAGGGUCCGAGGCCACUCUCUGGGACUGCGAGAUCCGUGGCUGGGGACCCAAUGGCAGCAUCCAUGACUGGGACGCUGCUGUUGUGUGCCAAGGAUUUUCCCGGCUGGUCGGAGGGGCUGGAGCCUGUGCCGGGCAGCUGGAGGUGCGGCAGGGCCAAGCCUGGGUUGGUGUGUGUGAGGAUCAGGUGGACAUGAAGGCGGCCCAGGUCGUGUGCAGGGAGCUGGGCUGCGGAGAGCCGCUCGCCAUGGCCGGCAGUGGCCGGUUUGGGGCGGCAUCGGCAUCGCUCUGGGACGGCGGCUUCCAGUGCAAUGGCACCGAGCCCCUCCUCAGUGCCUGUGCCCGGCGUCCGGCCCCGAGCCAGGGCUGCAGCGGCCGUGCCAGCAUCAUCUGCUCCCCCUACACGGGCUUCCGCCUGGGGAACGGCAGCUCGGGAUGCUCCGGCCGAGUGGAGGUGGCCGUGAGGGGGACGUGGGGGUCCGUGUGCGCCAGCGAGUGGGACCUGCCCGACGCGCACGUCCUGUGCCGCCACCUGGGCUGCGGCCGCGCCCUCUCGGUGCCCCCGGGAGGCUCCUUCGGCAGCGGGGAGGGGCCGCUGCGGCCGGACACCUUCGGCUGCAGCGGGAGCGAGCGGCACCCGGGCCAGUGCCCCGUGACCGUGCUGGGGAAGGCUCCGUGUGCCCCCGGGAACGCCGCUGCUGUCAACUGCUCAGGCAUUGUCGCGUCCCUGCGGCUGGUGGAGGGUGAGACCCGGUGCGAUGGGUGGCUCGACUUGGCCAUAAGCUCUGGGGCGUGGCGCCGUGUGCCAGGAGAGCUUUUGCUCAUACGGAAUUUCAGCAAGGUUUGCAGGGAGCUUGACUGUGGAGAACUGGACAAAGGUGAUGUUGUUGCUGGUCCGGUUACCGUGUGGGACAGCAACGAGACAGAGAGACCCAUCAUGGAAAGUGUGGUCAUUAACAUCACGGAGAUGACACCUGCGCUGAAUGGGAUUUCCACAGAGUUGUAUGGGAACAUAUAUUUUUACGACUCAUCAAGUGGUUUUUACAUCUGGAUAACCACUGGACCAGCUGGCAGCCCUCACGGAGCGGCUCUUGUCUGCUCAGGCAGCCGGCGGGUGAGGCUGGUGGGGAGCUCAGGGCGCUGUGCCGGGCGCGUGGAGGUCUAUUCCGGUGGCAGCUGGAGCAGCGUGUGCCAGGAAGGCUGGGACCUGCAGGACGCUGCCGUUGUGUGCCGGGAGCUGGGCUGUGGCAGGGCCCUGGAGGCCCCGAGCUCGGCGCGCUUCGGUGGCGGCACGGGGCCGCUGUGGCCGUACAUGGCCGAGUGCUCCGGGAGCGAGGAGUCUCUCUGGGAAUGCGGGCGCUCGGAAGAGCGCGAGUGCGGGCGCGGCGUCGGGGCAGGGGCCGUGUGCUCAGAGCAGAUCUCCGUGCGGCUGGCAGGCGGCCGUGGGCGCUGCCGUGGCUCCCUGGAGGUGUCCUAUAACGGCACCUGGGGCCGCGUGUGCUCCAACGGCACCAGCACCGGCACCGCCGGCACCGUGUGCCGCCAGCUGGGCUGUGGGGAGCGGGGUCGGCUGUCGGCCGACACUGCCCAGCAGCCGUCCCGUGCCUGGCUGGCCUGGGUGGGCUGCGAGGACGGGGCCCGCUCACUCUGGGAUUGCCCCUCGGCUCCCUGGCACCUGCAGAGCUGCGGCAUUGGCGGGCACGUGCACGUGGAAUGUGAGGAGGACAGGGAUGGCAGCACUGGGACAGACACUACCCCAGAUCCGGAGGGUGCCACCAGCACAGUACCGGCCGUGGGGACGGUGCCUGUGCCAACUGUGCUGUGCGUGGUGCUGGGGACGCUGCUGUGGCUGGCCCUGGGUGCCCUGGCCGUGCUGCUGUGCCGUGCCCGUGCCUGGCGCAGAGGUGGAGCUGCAGAUGCCAUCUCCAAUGGUGUCUACGAGGAGCUGGACUACACGGCCAUGCCGGAGUACCAGGAGGUGCCCAGUCGCCCAGGUUCCGUGCAGGAGGGAGGGAUCAAGAAGCUGCCGUAUUCCAGCAGGGACAUCCUGGAGAGCAGUGACACCGAGGCAGCCCCAGGUGGAAUCUCCUCCCCUCCAAAUGUCCCAGGAGCCACCAGGGACCCCAUGGAUCACUUCCCACGGCACACAGACUAUGAUGAUGUUGGCAGCAGCAGCCUGGACACGGCGCCAUGAGGAUUCCCUGUCCAUGUCCCAGCCCUGGGGACACGUGUGUGGCAAUGUGGUGGGGCCCUUUGCCCAGGGAGGGGUAGCCCAGGCCACACAGAUCACCAAUCAGUGUCCAGCGCUUCAGGAAAACAAUUCCUAUAUAGGGAUUUUCUUUGAUUUCAGUGUGAAUUUCCAUUUUAUCUUAAUAAAA
Molecule: messenger RNA, 3551 nt
Organism: Catharus ustulatus (Swainson's thrush)
Lineage: Eukaryota; Metazoa; Chordata; Aves; Passeriformes; Turdidae
Product: antigen WC1.1-like
Exons: 12
Coding region: 578-3367 (929 amino acids)
Cellular component (GO): membrane
Source: RefSeq, a predicted model, not a curated record